UUUUUUUGGCAUCUAUGACGCAUUUUCCAAGCGCCGGAAACGUGCUCGUGAACGCUGAUGUGUUAUUUUGCUUAGGUGUUAUUUAGUAUGUGUUUGGUUUUGAAGAUUAGUCUUUAAAAGAUAAUCAGAUCCGUUCGUUUUUUAGAUGCCUAAAGAGAAAGGCGUUAUCAGGUGAAAUAGUGGCACGAGAAGAAGAACUCAGGGGAGAUGGCGCCGAAAGGAAAAGUUGGAACCAAAGGCAAAAAACAAAUUCAUGACGAAAACCAGGAUACUCUCAAGUUCUAUUGCAGAAUCAUCCUGGGAGCAAACGCUAUUUAUGUAGCAGUCAAUCUCUUGCUCUUUUACAAUUCGUCUACAUUUUGGACAUGGUUCUUUCUCCUGUUCGCAGUGGCGGUCUACACUGGCAGCUACAGAUCUAUGUCAGCAAUGGCCAAACCUGCAUUUGCUGAAGAUGGUAGCUUGCUGGAUGGAGGGAUUGACCUUAAUAUGGAACAGGGCAUGGCAGAACACCUGAAGGAUGUGAUUCUUCUUACUGCUAUUGUUCAGGUCCUCAGCACUCUGUCAUCUUACUUCUGGUACUUCUGGCUCUUGGCACCUGCAAGGGCUUUGCAUUUAUUGUGGGUGAACUUCCUGGGCCCCUGGUUUUCUGCUGAAUCACAGGCAGCCCCUGAAGAGAACGAGAAGAAUGACAAGAAACAGAGGCGACAGGAAAGACGACAGAUGAAGAGAUUCUAGACUUGUCUGUUUAAUUUUUUUACAUGUAUUAUACAAUUACAAAGAACAUGCAAUCUAAAUUAUUCUGAGAUAUUUGAUAUGACAGGUUAGUCCAGACAAUAGAUGGGCAUUGUUAAGUGUCUUUGACUUUCUCUCACGUGUCAUCAGCUGCUCCGUCCUUUUUAGCCCUUUGGUUCCUUUCUCUCACUUUAUGUCCAUCUUAAAAUCUCUAGCUCAGGUAUGCCUCUUGAGUGGGGCUCCACAUAUUUUUUUUAUUUCAUAAA
Messenger RNA from Sinocyclocheilus rhinocerous, 998 nucleotides. RefSeq names its product transmembrane protein 208. Gene Ontology annotation, biological process: vacuolar protein processing. The transcript is spliced from 6 exons. The coding region runs from base 208 to 735 and encodes 175 amino acids. Gene Ontology annotation, cellular component: intracellular membrane-bounded organelle. The record is from RefSeq and is a predicted model, not a curated record. Lineage: Eukaryota; Metazoa; Chordata; Actinopteri; Cypriniformes; Cyprinidae.